UUCAUUCGGACCGCGGUGUUCCAGUUUUUGCCUUUGGUAGCAGGGUUGUAUAACUCUUAGUUAGUACGAUGGGGGAACUUUCUAUUCGUUUCAGUUGUGCACAAACUAGACUGUUGUAUGUUUGGGUUGCUGUUUCACUCAACUCUUCAACUUUCUGCUCACAUUUUGUGAUAUUAUAUACUCAACGAGAUAUUUGAUAGGGUUGAUUUGCCUUUGUAUCAGUGUCAAUAACACUAAAUACCUAACGAAAUAAACAGCAUUUACUUUAAGAAACAACCGAUAUUGGCCGAGGUUCUUCUGAGCAUUACAAUGCUCAUGAAUGAGUUAGGUCAUACGGCAAUCAAAUGCACUGUAUUGUCCGAGGCUAAAUAAGGAGAUAAAAGAUAUGAUAAUGAUAUCAAAGCCAUUGAAGCUAGGUUUUAUCUCAUAUGUGACCACAGAACAGUCUGAAGUAUCAAGCACAUUCCUUUAUUGAUACCAGUAGUCGCGCUCUGCUCAUCUUUAACAUGUUCACAACUGAGAUUAUUAUGCGAUAAAAAACUUGCAUCUGAUGUGCUAAAUUAAAUAGACAGAUAAUGGGACAGUAUUCCCAACAGGCUUCAUGAUGUGUCAAGUAAAGCUCUAUUGGUUGGCCGGAGUAAACUAAGCUAACGUCACGACAACAAAGGUCUUGGAAAACGGAACAUAUUGUUUGGACCACAGCAAGGAGAGCUCAACCGUAAUGUCAAUCCUAGUCUGAGAAAUCAAAACACCUUGCCCCUAAACUUAUACCCAAGUGAAAUAUCAAGACAGAAGCCUAUAUUAUCAUAUCUGUCAUAGAAAAUUUUGAUCGAAGACCUCUUUGAUCAUAGUCUGGGGAAUACUCAUUGUUCAGGAAGUUUGUGUUGUUAUAGAUUUCUAAGGUGAGGUUCUCAUGAGAUUCAAAAUGUCUAGAGUAGUCACCUCUAUAGAAAUGUCAGUCACCAUGCUAUUCAACUCAAGCUGAAAGUUUAUGCUAGGAUAGCUUUUAAUAACUAGAUUUAAGACAUUACUUUCAGUAAUAAAACGAAGUGAACGUGUAAUUUUUCUAUAGUUGGAAAUCUCAACUUAUUUUGUAGAAAUAAACUGGUAUUCCGGGGCGAACUUGUCAACCCUGGGUUUGAUCAGUAGUAUGUAACGAAAUUCCGAGACAGAUAUAGCCAAUAACAGUCCUAGUGUUUGAGUAAAAAGGUGAGUCAUUUCGUAAUUUUUAUGGACUAAAAUCGGUUGGUUUGUAGUUGAACAUGUUGAGUAUCUACAUCCGUCGAUAUGCUAUUUCUGGGUAUUUUUUGGAAAAUCUUAUGUGCCUCACGGUUAUUAAUAGCUGCUGACAUAUGAUUGCCUACACACGGAAAACGCAAUAUACGUAAACUAUGUACACCAAGAUGGAGGAGUCGCCUUUCUGAAGAGGUCGAAGUAUAUUUAAAAAAAACUUUUUUUCACUUGGAAGCUGUCAUGCUUGAUGUGUAGUGGUUUCUGUAAUAGACACUAACGGCUUAAAGUGAUCGAAUCUUCUAACUAGGCAACUUUAAAGUUUUGUUGUGCUAGCACUUAAUACCACGUUCAUAUAACGUCUUGAACUGAUUGUACGACUCAUCUAGUGUUAUUUACGUCCAAAACAAUGGCAGCUAGAGUGAAACAAUAAUCUGCUUCUUCGUCCUGAAAUCCACAUUUUCACAUCAUUUUGCCCUUUAUGUCAUGAUUAUCUCUUAAUAGGUGUUAGUUCGCGUAGGAGGUUAGGUUAAAAAUGUAACUUAUCUCUGCUGGUGGGCUUUAUGUUUUACAAAUACACUCGAUCUCUGACCAAUGGGUUGCAUUUUUUAAUCCAGUUUUGCACACUUGUUCAAAGUCAAGUGUAUUGAAUAGUAAGCUACAUUAAAAUUUUAGAAAUUAUGCUUUUGAUGGUAUAUAUGAUAGUCGAUGUCCUCAAGAUAACAGAUUUCGAACAUCAUCAUCUGUAAGCACCUGAAAAUACAAUCAGUUAAUCAUAAACAAAUAGAUUCUAGGCAUUAACUGAUGAUUUUUGAGAUGCUUCAAUAAAAUGCAUGUACUUAUAUUUCUUUUUACCUUGUUCUAUUCAGAUUCGUUUCGUGAUGAAAUUCUCAAUUUAUAUAUUCACAACUUAUCUUUAGUCAUCCAGUAGUCAUUGAGUGUAAUCUGUCGAACAAUAUACACGCUCUUUUAGCAAUGGAAUUUGCACAUACUAUUUUCAGAGUAGCAUUGUCUGGGGACCCCAGUAUGUUACUACAAAUUUUAUCUGGGGAUCCAGGUUUGGCGAAUCUUCCUGACUUUGAUGUAAGUCGGGAAGUUUGUCUUUAUUUAACAGGGCAAUAUGCCACUUCAUUUUGCUGCUAUGUCUGGUUCAUGGGAGUGUGUUAAAAUAUGCAUUUCUGCUCUACAAGCUCGCAAGGAUCUUGACUGCGCAACGGAAGUUCAACGUAAAAAUUUCGUGGGUAAAGAUGCUCUUACCAUUUCCGUUGAGAAAAGUGAUUAUGAAUCAUUUAAUCUACUAAUAAGUGCAGGAGCAGAAACAGAUUAUCGGUGUGCGGAUUAUGUGCCUCCUCUGGUGGCUGCUUUAAGUCAAGAUAACGUGAAGUUAACCGCUAACGUCAUGGAUGCACUCGACAUAAAUUUCCUUCGUUUACGCCGGGAUCGCUAUUGGAUUUUAGCAUUGCAUACUGACCUCUCAAUAUCUUUAGCUUAUUUCAAGCUCCUAAAGGCUCAUGCUGUCCCAUACAUGCUAAGUGAAUUUGAGGAAAUUUGUGCCAUUGUUCUUGAAAAAGAACCAUCAAUAAUAGGGAUUGAAGAAUUUUUGAUUUACUUGGGGUCAGAUGCCGUGGAACGUUGGUCUAUUCAUCAAGAAGAAGUAUCUCUUUGUUUAAUGCGUAUUUCAUCCUACUUUUUAAGAAAAGUCGUUCCAUUUAGUCAGGACUUCAGUUGUAUUCAUCGCUUACAAAAGUUAGGAUUAUACACGCCCCCGUCAUCUGCUAGAACUUGGUUGCAAGUUCUGUCUCAAUGGGGAUUCCCAAGGAUUUGUAUUGAACAACCGGAAGUCCAAAAACAAUUGAUUUGGAAUUUAGCAGAUAUCGAUAGGAGUCCAAAAAAUACAGUUCCGGACAGGUGUUUGCUGCCGCUUGUACUAUAUUUCGCUGUCUUAGCAUUACGUUUCCCAUAUACAGAUUGGAUCGAUUGUUGGCGUGAAGUUUGCUCUAAGGCGAACUUUAAUGAGCAUGAAUAUAACCUAGGAACACUUCUGGAAUUACACAGUGUAAGGCAGUCAAAAUCUGUUUUCGAUUUCUUCUGGCAUAAUAUAUUCACUUUUGCUAUUUCACGUGCUGUGUUGUGUACUAAUUUAAAACUUUUUCCCUUAAAUGAUACUCAGUGGUCCAUGGACAGAUUUUUAAGUCAUGCUUAUCACGAAUGCCAAUUAUUACAACCACUUCCUCCAGGGAAUCAUGAGAAAUUAAUUUAUCUCCUUUCUUACUUUCCAGCAUCUAACAAUAUUCCUGGACAUGAAAUUUUUAUGUCUAUUGUGUAUCAGCAUUUCUUACCAUUGAUAUCUGAUGAUGAUAUUGAAUGUAGUAGUAGUUGCUCAAACGUUAAUCCCAAUGUAUUGAUGACUGCUACAGUUCAUGUGCUUCAUCAAUAUUGUUUAUUAAAUCUAAUUGUAAACUUUUCAGCUAAAUUAGGUCUGAAAUUCCUAAGCAAUAUUCAAGACUGGCCACGUUCAAUAUCAACUGACUACAAAAUCAAGUUGUUCAAUAUAUUAAUUGCAUGCUAUGUUGAGUCUAGUCGACAUACCAAAGUACCUAGAAACAUAUCCCAGAUUCUACCAUUGAGACAAAUGAGUUGUGAUCAUUCUAGUUAUUUGAAUAAUUUAGUGAAUGACUGGCUGAGUAAAUGGUUGUCUGAGCCGAAACGUCUCUCAUUAUGGUCUAAAGUUACUAUACGCACAUGUCUCAGACGUUCCACGCAACAUCGUUCUUUCCCUAAACAACCUGUAAAUGAACUUAUUAGGCGUUUACCGCUGGCCCCGAUGCUCCAGGAGUACCUUAUAGAUAAUGAAUAUCUAAAGUAAUGUUGAUUCUGGUUAUUUCUACAAAGUAAACUCCUGAUAUACUUUAUGAUUGUAUAUUCAUUUACAACACAAAAAUCAAUGCGAUCUUGAGUAAAUACACUUGCUAC
Messenger RNA from Schistosoma guineensis, 4203 nucleotides. The record is from the annotation of a GenBank genome assembly. Lineage: Eukaryota; Metazoa; Platyhelminthes; Trematoda; Strigeidida; Schistosomatidae.